This is a messenger RNA of Lactuca sativa (garden lettuce), 2077 nucleotides long. RefSeq names its product berberine bridge enzyme-like 21. The record is from RefSeq and is a predicted model, not a curated record. Gene Ontology annotation, molecular function: FAD binding; oxidoreductase activity. Lineage: Eukaryota; Viridiplantae; Streptophyta; Magnoliopsida; Asterales; Asteraceae.
UUCUUUUUCGGUCAUCCAGUUUCGAAUUAGACUGCAUUGAUAAUACCUAUGCUAUGAACCAACAAUGUUUCAUAUAAGCCAAAGUUAACAGAGAUUAAGACAUAUAUAUCUUAUCUUUUGACCUAAUUAUAUACCAUUGUAUCUUUAUAAACUUCCAUUUGGUAUCGGAUUAAUACAUGAAAUGAAAGAAAUGAUGAAAGAAAUGAAGAGUUGUCACCAUACACUUCUGCUAUUACUACCCUUGACGACGUCGUUUGUUUUCCAGUCUUUUACAUCAGUGGCGGGUGAUCAUUCAGGUUCAUUCUACGAGACCUUUCUCAAAUGUAUGUCCCACAGAAACUCAUCUGAUCGCGUCUCAUCAAUACUCUACAACCCAAACAAUUCUUCAUAUACAUCAACCUUACAAGCCUACAUCAGAAACAAAAGGUUCAAUACAUCAACUACACCCAAACCCAUAAUCAUCGUCACCCCAUUACACCAAACCCAUGUCCAAUCCACAAUCUUUUGCUCCAAAAACCUAUCGAUAAACCUCAGAAUCCGAAGUGGUGGCCAUGAUUUCGAAGGACUCUCUUACGUCUCCUACACUCGCCACUUUCUUUUACUCGACAUGUCUAAUCUCAGAACAAUCGAUGUCAAUAUCACAGAAGAAACCGCCAUAGUUGAAGUCGGCGCCACCAUUGGAGAGCUUUAUUACAGAAUAUGGGAGAAAAGUAAAGUCCACGCCUUCCCCGCCGGAGUUUGCUCGACUGUAGGAAUCGGCGGGCAUAUAAGCGGAGGUGGAUAUGGAGUUUUGAUGCGAAAAUACGGACUUACAGUGGAUAAUAUUGUCGAUGCGAUGAUAGUUGAUGUUAAUGGUAGAGUUUUGGAUAGAAAAUCAAUGGGGGAAGAUCUUUUUUGGGCUAUACGAGGAGGAGGUGGCGCAAGCUUUGGAGUCAUACUGUCGUAUAAACUACGACUCGUCGGAGUUCCGGAAACUGUCACCGUUUUCCGAGUAUCAAAGUCGUCGGAAGAAAAGGGUAUUGAUAUCGUUAACAGGUGGCAGUAUGUAGCUGACAAGAUUGAUCGAGAUCUUUUCAUUAGGUUAUAUAUAAAACCAGAUAACGCCAAGAAGACGAUUGAGGCGGAGUUUACUGGGUUUUUUCUAGGAGAUUCCGAUCGACUUGUUUCCGUUAUGAACAAAGGAUUUCCCGAAUUGGGUAUACAAAAAGACGAUUGCAAGGAAAUGAGUUGGAUUGAAUCGGAGCUUUUCUGGUCAAGCACCGAUAAAGCACCGGUGGAGGUUUUGCUAGACCGGAGUCUUUUCAAGUCACAAUAUGCAAAGCGGAAGUCGGAUUUCCUACAGAUACCGAUUCCUAAAGAUGGAAUGGAAUCUUUACUCCGGAAAAUGAUGGAAUUACGCGUCGUUGGACUUGCGUUCAACCCAUAUGGUGGAAGAAUGAGUGAGAUCCCGGAUUGGGAGACUCCAUUCCCGCAUCGAGCUGGGAAUAUUUUUAAAAUACAUUAUAGUGUGAAUUGGCAUGAAGAAGGGAGUGAAUUAGCGGCUUACUAUGUUAAUCAGACGAGAGUUCUUUAUGAUUUCAUGACUCCAUUUGUGUCUAAGGAUCCGAGAGGAGCGUAUCUUAACUACCGGGAUCUUGACAUUGGUGUUAGCAGUGUUGGGAACAAUAGCUACUCGGAAGGGAAAGUUUAUGGAGAAAAGUAUUUCAAGGGCAAUUUUGAUCGAUUGGUGAAAGUAAAGACGAUGGUUGAUCCAGGAAUCUUCUUCACAGAUGAACAGAGCAUUCCACCUCGAUUCGAUAGUAGAUAUAGAAGGAUGUUUAGGUGACCUUGGUUGGUGCAUAUUGAGAUUUAAGGGCAAUAUGAAUGAUUCUUUUUCGUACUAUUAAGAUGAGAAAUGUGGGAUUAUUUUAUCUACAAAAGAUACGUAUUUAGGCUUUUUAAGGAUAAUAACAAUAAAAUUUUGUUGUUUGUAUAAUGAGAAGGACCAGUAUUUUUACCCAUGAUAGAUAGCAAUUACAUUUCAUUACUAUUUCAUUACUAAUAUGAGAAAUAUGUUUUCUUUGUUAUGAUCACUAAA